AUGAUUUAUAGGGCUCCACCUCGUUUUCCUGGUCAUCAUCCCCAUUUUUCUCAACAUCAUCAUUCAACUUCUACUGGACAAACAUCCAGCACACUUAAUUCGUCUAUUGUACCUGUUCAACCUGGUGAAAUCGGUUUCGAUGGCAAAAUGUUACGUAAAGCAAUGGCUCGUAAAACAGUCGAUUAUAAUCCAUCAAUUAUACGUUAUCUUGAAAAUUCGAUUUGGCAACGAAAUAUAACUGAUGCACGAUCAUUACAACCUGAUGUUUUAUAUAUUCCAAAUCUUGUUCCACCACAUAAUCUUCUAUCAAAUCCUGUGAAUUGUGUUAUGACAAAAUUUAUUCGACCAGCAACAAAUAAAGUUCGAUGUCCAAUAUUUUGUGUUUGUUGGACACCUGAUGGUCGUCGUUUAAUAACAGGUGCAUCAAGUGGAGAAUUUACAUUAUGGAAUGGAUUAACAUUUAAUUUUGAAACUAUUUUACAAGCACAUGAUUCAGCUGUACGUGCAAUGAUUUGGUCGAAUAAUGAACAGUGGAUGUUAACUGGUGAUCACAAUGGCUUUGUUAAAUAUUGGCAAUCAAAUAUGAAUAAUGUUAAAGUAUAUCAAGCACAUAAUGAUCCAGUGAGAGGUUUAACGUUUUCUCCAAAUGAUAGCAAAUUUGCUAGUUGUUCCGAUGAUAGUUUUAUUCGUAUAUUCGAUUUUAUGACUGGUCAAGAAGAACGUGAAUUACGAGGUCAUGGAUGUGAUGUUAAAUGUGUUGAUUGGCAUCCAGAUAAAGGUUUACUUGUUUCUGGCAGUAAAGAUUCUCAACAACCGAUUAUAUUAUGGGAUCCAAAAAGUGGAAAAAAAUUAGCAACACUUCAUGCUCAUAAAAAUACAUGUAUGGCAUUAAAAUGGAAUCGUCAUAAUGGAAAUUGGUUAAUAUCCGCAUCACGUGAUCAUUUUUGUAAAUUAUUUGAUAUAAGAAAUCUUAAAGAAGAAGUUCAAUGUUUUCGUGGACACAAAAAAGAAGCAUGCACAUUGGCAUGGCAUCCCGUACACGAGCGUCUAUUUUCAAGUGGAGGAUCCGAUGGUUCGAUUUACUUUUGGCAUGUCGGAACAGAAAAAGAAUUAGCAGGUAUGGAUGAUGCACAUGAAGGUAUGAUAUGGGAUAUGUCAUGGCAUCCUCUUGGUCACAUGCUUGUUAGUGGUUCAAAUGAUCAUACAACCCGAUUUUGGACACGUAAUCGACCUGGUGAUACUGUACUUGAACGUAGUGAAGAAGGCUUAUUAUUACAUGCCACACGUCUUGAACAAUUACAUCGUGAAGAAUUAGAACAUGAACGUUCAGAGGAAAUGAAUAUGCCAGGUUUAGGUUUUGAAGGUGGUUUACUAGAACAAUUACAACAACAAGAUGAGAUCACUACUCGACGUGAAGCUGGUAUUCCUGGCCUAGAUUAUUCAAAUGAUGAUGAAGAAAGUAGACGACGACGUGUACCGUUUGCUAAACCUGUACCUAAACCAUUUGAAAAAGCAUGGCGUUCUGUUGAUCCAUAUCCUGGUGAUAGUAAUAAUAGGAUGACAAAUUCACUCGAUCCUGAUGAUUCAUUCUAUCCUCAAUCAGCUCCUCAACCACCAAAUUUUCCGCGUGGAUCACUUUCUAUGCUCGAUGAUUAUUCUCGAGGUGGUGGACCACCAGAUUUUGAUAAUCGUGGUGGUGGUAGCGGUGGCGGUGGAGGUGGUGGUGGUGGCGGUCCUUCGAUAAAACGACAACGUCUUGAUAUUCUCAAUGAUGGUCAUUGGGCAAGUGCACCAACAGAUAGACGAGGAAAUAAUUUUCAAUCUAAUCCUUCUCAACCACCUCAUUGGCGACCGAAUCCUAAUGAUCUACAAUCAAAUUCUGGUAACAUGGUCGAUGAAACACUUGAUGAUACAUUGGCUGCUGCUCGACAUGGUGUUUCCCCAUUUUUUCAAACAGCAACAGACGAAGAAAUGCGUGGAUUUAAUCAAACAUUGAGAGUAUUUCAAAAGUGA
Molecule: messenger RNA, 2013 nt
Organism: Adineta steineri
Lineage: Eukaryota; Metazoa; Rotifera; Eurotatoria; Adinetida; Adinetidae
Source: the annotation of a GenBank genome assembly